GCGCACGGCGCGGGGCGGACGAGAGCGCGAGGCCGGCGGCGGGGGAGCGCCAGGCGGCCUGGGAGCCGGGCCCGCAGCGCCGAUCGGCCGCCGGAGCUGCGGCAAGAGAUUCUCGCGCAGCCUUUGAGAUGAUGGGCCUGGGAAACGGACGCCGGAGCAUGAAGUCGCCGCCCCUGGUGCUGGCCGCCCUGGUGGCCUGCAUCAUCGUCCUGGGCUUCAACUACUGGAUCGCCAGCUCCCGCAGCGUGGAUCUCCAGACUCGGAUCCUGGAGCUGGAGGGCAGGGUCCGCAGGGCGGCCGCGGAGAGAGGUGCCGUGGAGCUGAAGAAGAACGAGUUCCAGGGAGAGCUGGAGAAGCAGCGGGAGCAGCUUGACCGGAUCCAGUCCAGCCACGACUCGCAGCUGGAGAGCGUCAACAAGAUAUACCAGGAUGAAAAGGCGGUUUUAGUGAAUAAUAUCACCACAGGUGAGAAGCUCAUCAGAACCCUGCAAGACCAGUUAAAGGCCCUGCAGAAGAAUUAUGGCAGGCUGCAGCAGGGUGUUCUCCAGUUUCAGAGGAACCAGACCAACCUGGAGAGGAAGUUCUCUUACGACCUGAGCCAGUGCAUCAAUCAGAUGAAAGAGGUGAAGGAGCAGUGUGAGGAGCGAAUAGAAGAAGUCACCAAAAAGGGAAAUGAAGCUGUUGCUUCCAGGGACCUGAAUGAAAAAAAGGACCAAGGCCAGCAGCUCCGAGCCCCCGAUGAGCCUCAGCCCAGGCCACAGGAAGUCGACCUGCCCCAGGCAGAGGUGCCACCAGUGAAAGGAAACAUGCCCAGUGAUGGCGAGCCCCAGACACCAGCCCCCAGUUCUGAGGUGGCUUUGGAUUUGAGGAGACGAGGUGAGAAAGAGGAGACCAACGAGAUUCAGGCCGGUGGUGAGGAGGCUCUUCGGAGGGACAGGCCGGGGCUGCCACCAGCACCGCCGGGCCCAGAGCAGGCGGCCAAUGAAGACAGGCCUGCGGGCGGAAGAGGCACUGGGGAAGCGGAGGCGGUGGGCCACACCCCGCGGGCGCCAGCAGCCUUGCUGGAGAGCCCAGAGAACCAGGACACCGAGGACCUAGAGCGGGACCAGCUGGUUGUCCCCGACGGGCAGGAGGAGGAGCAGGACGCUGAUGAGGAAGGGAGAAACCAGCAGAAGCUGGGAGGAGAGGAGGACUACAACAUGGACGAAAAUGAGGCAGAAUCGGAAACAGACAAGCAGGCAGCCCUUGCCGGGAAUGACAGAAAUCUGAAUGUUCUUAAUGCUGAAAAUCAGAAAGGAGACAUGAUAAAUUUACUUGAUCAGCGUGAAAAGAGGAAUCACACACUCUGAAUCGGUUGGAAUCCUGUACUUGAUGUCAGGAUUGACCAGAGAUCACUACAAAAUAUUUAUGAGGGGUUGAAUACUGUGAAAUGUACUAAGUAAAAUACACAUCUAAAGAUGAUUGUUGUGGAGUUUUAAUAUGUAUUUUAUGUAGGAAAAUGAUGGUCUGUUAGGUGGUUUUUGGGGGGUAUUUUUGAAGUGUGCACCAUGGUGUCAAUUUGUCAGCUGAUAGGUAAGAGAAGAUCAACACCAGAAAUAGAACCCAAGGUUUCCUGCAAGUAUGGUGACAGUGGCACUUCUUCUGGAAUGUAACUUUGCUGAAAACAAUCAGAGCCCGUAGGAAGAGUCUGUCUUCUGACACCAAGAAGACCCACCACACCUGGGCAUUCUUCUCUGGUACCUCUGGUGUCCCCAUCACAUGCUGUGCUGAGCAGCAGGUACCAGCCUGGUAUUUCUGUUCUCCCCAAUCAGCAAUGAAUGAUUACUGGUUUAUGUUGUCAUGCGCUCACUUCUGGUUCAUUCUGUGGCCUAGAGCGCAAAACUGUUAACGCAAACAUCACUACCAACAGUUUUAAACAAGUCUGUAGACAGAGACAUUUUGUGAGAAAUUUUUAAAAGACCACUUGUAUAACCUUUGUCAUUAAUGUACAAAAAUGCUUCUAAGUGACUUAUAAUUUGAACAUUUGUGUUCUUUGCUUAGUUAUGUGUAGGCAAAGCAAAAUUGUCUCUAAGAAGUCCGUAUUACCAAGAGCCACAAAUGGAUUGACUUUUGCCACUACAGGGGCAGCAGCAGAGCUGAUCCUGGGGCUGUGGCAGAGCAUGGAGGGCAGCAAGGCACACGGUGGCGUGUUUGCUGUGGACAGACUGCCCAUUCACUACAGGAGGACAGGAAGCUGACGCUUAAGGGUAUAUACAGUCGUUACACAGAUGGAAAGUUUAGAAAGGCCGGAGAAACGCAAGUUGUUUUUGGCAGUCUAUAUAUUUGGCUCGUAGUAGAGGACUAUUUUAAAAAGUGAUUUAAAAAUCAAUGUUAAUUUGAAAAGGACUAAUCCUAAUUCACAUUGAGCUGCUUCUCAGUAUUUCUGGUAAAUAGGCUCUUGCCACUUACGAAUGACUGGCAGAGUCACACUUGUGUGACUCUCAGGCCCUCUAAAGGGCAAGUGGGUGGUGAUGCUUAUUAGGAAAUGGGGGCCCAGAGAAGUUAGAGCCCUGCAGGCCAGACAGCUGGCAAGCUGGACACCGGCCCCUCAGCUGGCCUGGACUCCCCAUACCCCUGGCAGGCCCUGAAGGCAGGACCUGGUUUGCAUUCAGGUUAAGAUCUCCAAUGUGAAUGUUACUCAUGUAGGAUAUCUUGUUAAUCACUAAGAUUAAACUCUUCCACCUGGAAAAGGCAAAGAAGGGUGUUAAACACAGCUUUGUAAGGUUUUAUCUAAGUCCUUGUCCAACUUCCCUUUGUGUCUUAGCCUUAGGGCUGAUAGUUUUGCUUUUUCAAUAAUUAAUAAAGUCUCUUCAUUUCACGUUUAAUCAGUGUCCACAGGGUUCUGAGAAAUAAAGGACUGUUAGUCCAAUUGCUUUGUUUUCCCUUCAUGCCCUACUGGGUCCCUGAAGAAUCAACUUGCAAACUGGAUUAAGGGUGGUGAUUUGCCCUAUUAAACCUUUUGUGGACUGAGCUGGGACGUGAAUAUAAAUAAAAAAAAAAAUAACCACACUGAUUCCAUCUUCAUGUGCUGAGGCUCCAAAGGCCAUUUGUUCAGGAGGGGUGUCCUGUGAGCUGUUUCUCCAGUUAUGCUUUAUUACCCCUGGCUUACCUUGAGAUCACGCAGGCACCUGUUGCAAGGCAACGAUUCAUAGAUGUGUUGUGGUUUUAUUUUAAACAAAAACCUGUGUAAUAAGCAAGUAGAUCUCAAAUCCCCUACACUUCGGUUUUUUGGUUUCAGCCAAAAUUAAAUCAGCUAUUCCCAUUUUUAAUAGGUGCAAACUUUUAAAUUCACACCUUCCUCUAUACUCAAAAUGGCGUGUAGACAGGAGUGUGAGGAUUCAUCUUUUUUCUACAGAUGGGACUGCAGAUUCCCUACACAAGACUCAAUCAGAUUUCCCGAAGUGUAAGCACUGCACAUAAUGUACUUUCAUGUGAUGGAAUUUGAGAAAUAAACCAAUCCCUGUUAA
Molecule: messenger RNA, 3506 nt
Organism: Leopardus geoffroyi (Geoffroy's cat)
Lineage: Eukaryota; Metazoa; Chordata; Mammalia; Carnivora; Felidae
Gene: GOLM1
Product: golgi membrane protein 1
Exons: 10
Coding region: 129-1349 (406 amino acids)
Cellular component (GO): Golgi apparatus
Source: RefSeq, a predicted model, not a curated record